Harpia harpyja (harpy eagle) is the source of this 8342-nucleotide messenger RNA. RefSeq names its product TSC complex subunit 1 (gene TSC1). The coding region runs from base 2271 to 5741 and encodes 1156 amino acids. Gene Ontology annotation, biological process: regulation of cell cycle; negative regulation of cell population proliferation; negative regulation of TOR signaling. The record is from RefSeq and is a predicted model, not a curated record. Lineage: Eukaryota; Metazoa; Chordata; Aves; Accipitriformes; Accipitridae. Gene Ontology annotation, cellular component: TSC1-TSC2 complex. The transcript has 23 exons.
UUCCACCUAGUGAAGUACCUAUGUGUAACAUUGUCCCAUUUUUAGAUGUGGUUUGAAAUACUUUUAUUAAUAUUUUGAAUAUGGGCUUUUGGAGUGGGGAUUGCUCCACUUUAUAUAAAGUACUUCAGUGCACAAUCGACUGACUGACAAGUUUAUUUAAACUACGCUGGAUUUAUUGGCACAAGGUCACUUGAGCCAUCUGUUUUAGUUUAGGGAGCUUGGGAAAUUAUUAGUUACCUAUGUGUAUAGUUAUCAGCAACUAAGCUUGCAUUAUCAACCUUGCUUUUAUCUGAUCGUAGUGUUUGUGCAUGCCAUCAGGCCAAUAGCAUAAAGUUUGAAAUCCUGUUACCUCCUGAACAUUGAAACUGGUGUUUUUCCCAUCUGUCUGCAAGUGUAUUGUUGAACUUGACUUCCAGAACCCAUCUAGAGUGUCUGCAAAGGCAUGUUUCUUGAUUUCACCAUGCUAUAGUUUUUCUUUUGGCAAUACCAGAAUUAUUGAAACUGCUGUUGAGGUUUUCACUGGUGUGAUGAAGAUCUGGUCCAAGUAUAAUAGUAAUACUAGAGGAAAAUAAGAAAUAAAAGCAUUCUUUUCACUCUGGUGGGGGGGUGGGAAUCAAAAGAGAGUUGACAAGGUCUUUAUGGGGUAAAAAAGCAGAGACUAGUGUUUAUGCUGCUUUAAUUCUCCAAACAGGUUUUGCUUGCAGCUGGUUUGGGGGUGUGGUCAUGCAUCUCUUUUGUUAACAAGACUUUAAACAACUAAUUCUUGUUGCUUAGGAAGCUGGUGAAUAUAUAUUGCUUAACCAUAGCUGAGACUGUAUCCUGAUAGAAAUUGAGGCACCUAUGUUAGCAAGCCCUUUAUGGUCUCAAAGACAGUGUUCUCAGAAAUAAAGGAAUAGAUUACUUGUAGUAAACUGUUUCACCAUAUAUAGUUCUGCAUGCAUUCUGGAUAUCUCAGUAUAACUGUAAUUUAGUAAAUUAAAUAUCACAGUGGUUAUGAGAAACUAAAAAAAGCAGUUGACUCCUGAAAAUGAGUAACAAAGUGGAAGGUUGACUCCUUAGGUUGCAUGGAUGAAUGGCUUUAAACUUUUUGAAAGGAUGGUGUCACUCUUUGAACAUUGCUUGCCUUCUAAACAGCAAGCUCUUUGAGGAAGAAGUUGAAGCUUGGAAGUCUGCACAAUGUAGACAAAACCAGAACCCCAAACCACAAGAAAUCCCACCUCUAAUCUUUUUGGAAAACAGUGAUCCAUUCUGUUUUUGAGUAAAAAGUGACUCUUCUCUCCUACCCCAAGUUUCUAUUUUAUUAUCUUUAGUUGAAAGUCUUGCUUACACUACCAGCCAGUUUUAAGUCUGCAGUUUUUAAGGUCUUGCCAGCAUGGGACUUGAAAAGAAAUAAUGUUUAAAUCUGAAACACUUCAGUGAGCAGACUCUGCUAGCUGCUUGUAGAUGAACUGAAAUUUUGUUUGGACUGUUCAGCUAUGCAGCUAUGAUCAUUGAAAACUGAGGGUGGGGUUUUUUUGUGUGUUCUGGAACGGUGAUUACUGGAACACUUAAAGUUUGUUCCUAAUGAAAUGCCUGUUGUGAGUGUGGUGCCAUAUUAUCACCUUUGAAUUUGCAAUCAGUGCCAGAUGAAGUAAGCUGAUGUCUUGUGGCCCUAAUAAAAGUGACCUUGGGCAGUUCUGCAACUACAGAGUGAUAUGUUGCAAAUGACAAAGUUUACUGGUAGACAGGUUAACUCCUGCUGUCCAGUAACAUUGUUAAACAUAAGUUUUCAAGGAAGUAAUAUGUAUAUAAGUAAUUACAGCAUUAUCAUUUAAAGUAGAGCACUGAUAUAUGGUCCUUGGCUAAUGUCUAACAACGUUUUGACUAGAAUCUAAAGACUUAAACAAUUACGGUAAUUAUUCUAGGUUCAAAAUUUAGUAGGAUGAGAGAAGACUUCUUUGUGUGUAAGACUUUACCUAUCAUAAAUAAAACUCUUCAGCAGCUUUUUGAAGGUUCACAGUACAAAACUACAGUCAUGUGAAAGCCAUCUAGUUUGAGGCAAUUGCACAGCUUAACCCUUGGACAAUUCUGGAAAGGGCAACUAUGCAACACCUUUUGGUGUUUUUCAGACUAAGGGCUGACUUUCUUCACGCAGGAGUGAUCAUGAAAGGUGUGUGGCUGACAGCAUUGCAGACAGAAGCUCAGCUCGUCCACAGAACAGUCUGGUAGAGAGGCACCAAUGAGGAACUUCCUGAAGUUUUAACCUCCACAUUCAUGUCAGUACGUGCAUCAUGGCACAGCAAGGAAAUGUUGGUGAGCUCCUCUCAAUGCUGGAUUCUCCAAUUCUGGGUGUCCUGGAAGAUAUAACAGCUGCAUUCAAAGAUAAUCUCAUUUGUGACCGUGGACCUAUGCUUGUGAACAACCUGGUGGACUAUUACUUGGAAACCAAUUCUCAGCAGGCACUGCAUAUACUGUCCACACUGCAAGAGCCUCAUGACAAGCAUCUACUGGACAAAAUUAAUGAAUAUAUGGGCAAAGCUGCUACUCGUUUACCCACUCUCUCUCUGCUGGGACACGUGAUAAGACGACAACCAUCUUGGAAACAUAAACUUUCUCAAGCACCUCUCCUACUUUCAUUACUUAAAUGUCUCAAGACUGACACAGAUGUAGUAGUACUCACCACAGGUGUCCUAGUGCUAAUAACCAUGUUGCCAAUGAUUCCUCAGUCUGGCAAACAGUACCUUCAUGACUUCUUUGGUAUCUUUGGGCGUCUCUCAGCCUGGUGCUUGCAGAAUCCAGGUCAUGUGGCAGAGAUUUAUCUUGUCCAUCUUCAUGCCAGCGUUUAUGCUCUCUUUCAUCGUCUUUAUGGAAUGUAUCCUUGCAAUUUUGUCUCCUUUCUGCGUUCUCACUACAGUAUGAAGGAAAACUUGGAGACCUUUGAAGAGGUGGUCAAGCCAAUGAUGGAACAUGUGCGAAUUCAUCCAGAAUUAGUGACUGGAUCUAAGGACCAUGAACUGGACCCACGAAGGUGGAAAAGACUAGAAACUCAUGAUGUUGUGAUAGAAUGUGCCAAAAUCUCCCUGGACCCUGCAGAAGCCUCGUAUGAAGAUGGCUAUUACUCUGUGUCUCGGAAACUCUGCACAAGCUUAAAACAUCAUCAAACUGACCCCAGUGCCAGCUAUUACAUUGACACACAGAGCAGCUAUGGGACUUCUACCCCAUACUCCACUCCUCGGCUAACACUAUCACAAAUGCCAGGGCAGCUACCUCAGAUUCUGAGCCCCCAGUCAAUACGGCUGUCAACUGAGCCACAGCAGGUUACCAUCUGGAGUCCUUCUGCAGUUUGUGGUAUGACCACUCCACCAACCUCCCCUGGAAUUGUCCCAUCAGAGUCAUCCCAGUCUGCAUCACAACCUUACAGCAAAGCUGGCACAUCUGCAGGGGGGAAAGGAACACCUUUGGGAACGCCAGCCACAUCUCCUCCUCCACCCUGCACUUCAGAUGACUUUGUGCAUGUUUCACUCCCUUCAGCUGCUGCCACACCUCCUAAAAAGGAGGACAAACCAGAUCCUGGGAGGCCUUUACUGUACCGACAGCAAAAUGUCAUAAACAGCGAUAAAUCAUUGGACACACCUGGUAGUAAAAGUUCAGUAACCUUAAGUGAUCUUCCAGAGUUUUUAGGUGGUUUGUCUUUUGAAGAUAGUGCUGAAAAGGACAGAGAGGAAGAUGCAAUAUCUAAAGAGAUCUCCGAGAUCACAACUGAUGCUGAACACAUGGUGCCUAGAGGAGGAUUUGACUCUCCAUUUUACCGCACAAAUGAAAGUCUGUCAGGCUCUCAAAAGAAGACCCAUUCAGUAGUCUCUAGUGUUCAGGGACACAGUCAGACCUCUGAGCCUUUAACAUCUUCUCUGGACAAGUCUGGGCCUGAGAGUGCGCGGGAAACACCCAAACAAACAUUUACUCCCAUAGACAAGCCCUGUGGAGGCUCUGGUGAAAGCCCUGCUGGUAACAGGGAAGGAACCUCUGGGGAGACGAGUAUUCUCACUCCCAGCCCUUGCAAAGUACCAGCACAAAGAAGAGUGGUGUUUGGGAGUGGGCAGCCUCCCCUAUAUGAGCACCUUUUUGAGGUUGCAUUACCAAAGACUGCCUACCUCUUUGUUGGCAAGAAGACUGAGGAGCUGCUAAAGAAAGCCAAGGGAACCCAGGAUGAUGACUGCAUGUCCUCUACUUCUCCCGUGGAAGUACUGGACAGACUGAUACAGCAAGGAGCAGAUGCACACACUAAGGAGCUGAACAAAUUGUCUCUGCCAAGCAAAUCUGCUGACUGGACUCACUUUGGAGGUUCUCCCCCUUCUGAUGAGAUUCACACCCUGCGUAACCAAUUGCUUUUGCUGCACAACCAGUUAUUGUAUGAACGCUUCAAAAGACAGCAACAUGCCCUUCGGAACCGUCGACUCUUGCGAAAAGUGAUUAAAGCAACAGCUCUGGAGGAACAUAAUGCUGCCAUGAAAGAUCAACUGAAGCUACAGGAAAAAGAAAUCCAGGCCUUGAAACUGAGUCUGCAGAAAGAACAGGCAAGGUACCACCAGUUUCAGGAGGAACAUGAAAAUAUAGUGGCUCAGCUUCACAGCCAGAUCAGACAGCUGCAACAUGACCGAGAGGAAUUCUACAACCAGAGCCAGGAAUUGCAGACCAAGCUGGAGGACUGCCGGAAUAUGAUUGCAGAUCUGAGGUUAGAAUUAAAGAAGGCUAACAACAAGGUGUGUCACACUGAAUUGCUUCUUAGCCAAGUUUCUCAAAAGCUUUCCAACAGUGAAUCAGUGCAACAGCAGAUGGAGUUCUUGAACAGGCAACUUCUGGUUCUUGGAGAGGUCAAUGAGUUGUACCUGGAGCAGCUGCAGCACAAGCACACAGACACUACAAAGGAGGUUGAAAUGUUGCACGCUGCUUUUCGGAAAGAACUGGAGAAAGCAAAAUUGUGUGUUCAGCAGCAAAGCCAAAGGCUUGAUGCUUCCCAGAAACGGAUAGCUGAACUGGAAUCUCAGCUUGCAAAAAAGGACCACCUCUUCCUGGAGCAAAAGAAAUACCUGGAAGAUGUAAAAAUCCAAGCAAGAGGUCAGCUGCAAGCAGUAGAAAGUAGGUACAAGGCCCAGAAAAGAAUCACACAGGCAUUUGAGCUGGAGAUUUUGGAUCUGUUUGGCCGGCUGGAGAAGAGCAGCCUACUGAAAAAACUUGAAGAUGAUAAAACAGAAGCAGCUGAAGCAGCAGAAGAAAGGCUGGAUUGUGGUAAUGAAGAUACUGUGGUGGGAUACAGUGAAGAAACCAUUGGUAGAAAUGGAGAGACCAAACCUCCCAGCACUCGAGGUAGUAGUAGCAGUAAGGGUGGCAGCAGCAGUGAGCUCUCCACCCCUGAAAAACCCCAGAACCAGAGAUUCAGCAGUCGCUGGGAGACAUCCGUGUUGCUGGAGCCUUCCACUACUGUCCCACUGACUGUAGGUUCGCUUCCCAGCUCCAAGAGCUUCCUUGGAAUGAAGGCACGAGAAUUAUUUCGCAACAAGAGUGAGAGCCAGUGUGAUGAGGAGGGUGUAACCAUCAACAGGCUUUCCGAUGCUCUAAAGACUGAACUAUGUAAAGAUCCAAGCAUGGAGACAAAGGCCCCUCCAAGCCCCGAUAACCUUAGUGUCUCGCCUAAGAUCCAGGAAAGCAGUGUUGGACAGCUUCAUAUCAUGGACUACAAUGAAACUCAUCAUGACCACAGUUAAAAAGGAAGAUAGUCAAUCAGUGUUAUUUUCAUAUUCUUGGCAUAGAACAGGAGGCGUGAAUGCAAGUUUAACUAAAAGCUUUUAUGUUUCUUUGGUCUGAGCAGCUAGCUCAUGCAGCGGAAUAGGAUUGAUGUCCAGAAACGGAAGAAGGCUGCUGAACAAAUGCAAAGUGGAUUUUUGGGUCUGGAAUUGAAAUGCCCAGCCUAACUCUUGCUUCUUUCUCAAAUUCAGUCCUUAGCAGCGUGUACUAAUUUGAAGGGACAACUGUUAGCAUUUGCAAGUAUUUUUUUCCCUUUCUCCCUGUCCCCAGUUGAGUGGCUGCGUUUAUGAACUUGAGUGCAAUAUGAGGCCAAAUUAACAUUUGUGAGUCUAUGAAUGCUUUGUAUUUCCUUGCAAGCUUCCAAUUUAGAGCAGUUAAUUGUGCUGCCUGUCCGGGUGACUUCAGUUGCUUUCAUCCCGGAAAGAAUCAGCACUAGAAUUUCUAGUCCGUUCAUCUAAAGGUCUCUAUUUUGCCUGUCCACUGUCCCACAUCCUUCAGAGCCCAGUCUUCAUUAAGUUGGACUCUGAUUGAAUACCUAAAUGUUUAAAGAACAGUGUACCUCUGCAAAACAAUUCAUUCACCCUAAUUCAUGAUCAUUGUUUAUAUUGUCCUUAACAUUUCCUGGAAAGUUACAUUUGAACAGACAAUAAGGAACCGGAGCUUGUAAUGCGGAAGAGACCGUAUAUGCUGAAGACUUGUUAAAACACUAGCUUCUGAUCUUUUUGGUAUUUUAAGUGUUUGCCUGACAGGCUGGUACUGACCCCAGACUGGUUCAUAUGGGAAGGCAAUUGGGGUGGGAGAAGAGGGAAGAGGAAGCUUUGCUCAAGUAGGGAGAGCAUGCAGAACAUGUAUGUAGAAUCGCAAGCUUAUGAAGAUUUGCAGAAGAGCAUUUGUUUCUCUAGUCAGGGAAAUACUUGUGCUGCCUGACCCUCCUUCAUAGUUCUGGUCUUUGUUCGUUGUCUGAGCAAGACCACUGUGUUUUGAGUCCAAGAAAUUGGCUUCAUUCUUCCCUGGGAAUAUGUUUUCAGGCUUGACUUACAGAAUAUGGUUUCCUUUGAGUGCUGUUCUGCUCAGACUGCAGCACAUUUUUCAGCUCAGCAAUGUCAAUUUGGCUCUAGGUAUCUCCCCUUUGCCCUCAUCCCGUUUCCGUAGAAGAUAAGGCUGGGGAGGAAGUCUGCUCAAACUGAGAAUCAGAAUUCUGUCUUGAAGCCUUUCUGUGUUAAUCAUGUUUUAAGUCAAUGAUGAGCAUUCUGUGAAGGAGGAUUGUGGGAUCAGGGCUUGUCAGUGGUCAGACUCAAUCUCCUUCGUGACAGAACAGAGCCCGCUGUUAGGAAGGCAGUGUGCUUGUUUUAAAUGUUAGAUAUGUCUGGGUCCAGGCAUACUUAGACAUAUCAGGCUUCACAGUUACCCUGCAUCACACGUGGCCUCUUUUCUUAAACAUUCUGUGGGUGGCACCUGCUGUUUAAGAAUCGUCUCACAUAUAAAUCAAGUCCAAGUACACUUGCACUUGUAGUUCAAAUCCCUUCUUAACCUGAAUAGGAACAGGACUCUGUCAAAGCGGCUGGCAGUAUGCUAAGUUGCGCCUGACGGUACUUUUCCUCCCACUUCUGCUUCUUCCAUAACACCUAGGGUCUAAAUACAUUUCUGCCUGUCUAAAUUAUUCUCAGUGUCCUUUCGGUUGGUCAGUCCUAACUCUGAAAGUAAAGGUGAACUUCAGUGGUUUUGUCAAAGCUUGAAUCUGCAUGGAAUAGAAAAUAGAGAGUUGGUUGUAAGUGACAGACUGGUUUUGUCGACAUGUCUAUAGGCUUUCUAAGACUUAGUGGUAGCAAACGUGGUAGCGUAUGUUUUGGUAAGAUUUGGAGGUUUCCUGCCCCUUGCCCCACCGGGUCCCAGCCCCAGGAGUGAACGGUUUGCACAUUGCCCUUGAAGGGCUGGCUCAGCUGUUGGAUGCUGUUGUGUUGGAGGAGUUCAUUCGCCCAUCCUUCUGCUUUGCCGAGCCCAGAAGAGUAUCUUGCUUAUAUGAUGAUUUCACUUGUUCUGAAAGGCGGUUUUUGUUGUCGGUUACAAAAAUGCCCUGGCGGUAAUGCAAGCUCAUUGAUAAGGUGGCUUUUUUCUUCUUUUAAAAAGGUUUUUAACACUGGGAUAGUAAUGGAAACCACUUUAGGUUUGUUUAUGGACCACAAAGAUUAUGGAGGAACAAAUUUAGCCAUUUUUUUGUAAGUCUAAAAAUCAUGGAUCUGCUGUAUGUAGUUAACUUGCAGUUUGUUUGAAGGGGUCCCAUCAGUGAAGUGGAAACAGAUUUUUUUAACUGACUGCUUUUAGUUAAAUCUAAAAUUGCUGUCUUUGUCAAGUUAAUCUGUUCCCUGCCUCGCUCUUUGUAAGCAUGUUAAACAAUCCACAUUAAAUGCCAUAAAUAUGAAAUACGAGGAAAUGGUACAAUCGUAAGCUAAAGAGAACUUAAACCAAAAGGAGGUUUUGCUGUCCUUAUUAGAAUGUUCUAAAAUGUCAAGGCAGUUGCUUGUGUUUAACUGUGAACAAAUAAAAUGUAUUGUUUUGCACUA